Molecule: messenger RNA, 1611 nt
Organism: Benincasa hispida (wax gourd)
Lineage: Eukaryota; Viridiplantae; Streptophyta; Magnoliopsida; Cucurbitales; Cucurbitaceae
Source: RefSeq, a predicted model, not a curated record
AUGAAGUUCUCUUCUCCAUUAAUCCCUCUUGCUCUUGUCCUUAUUGUUCUAUAUUCAUGUCCAUUAUGGGCUGCAGCAUCUCCCCAAAAAUAUCAACACUUUCUUCAAUGUCUCUCAGAGCAUUCUUCAAACAGUUAUCCCAUUUCCAAAGUGGUUUAUAGUCCAAUCAACUCAUCUUAUUCUUCUGUUUUGGACUUCUCCAUUAAAAACCUCAGAUUCUCAAAGCCUCAAACCCCAAAGCCACUCCUUAUUAUCACACCCUCACAUGUUUCUCACAUUCAAGCAGCAGUCAUCUGCUCCAAAUCUCAUGGCUUACAAAUCCGAACACGGAGCGGCGGCCAUGACUUCGAGGGUCUUUCUUACGUUGCCUAUCGUCCAUUUAUCGUCGUUGACCUAAUAAAUCUCAGGUCUAUUUCUGUUGACGAUGAAAACAACACUGCGUGGGUUGAGUCAGGUGCAACUCUAGGUGAACUUUACUACAGAAUUGGUGAGAAAAGUCGAACCUUGGCGUUCCCGGCAGGUGUUUGUCCGACGGUCGGCAUUGGUGGGCACUUCAGCGGCGGUGGAUAUGGAUUGAUGCUGAGGAAAUUUGGUCUUGCUGCUGAUAAUGUGAUAGAUGCUCAUUUGGUUGAUGCUAAUGGGAAGGUUCAUGAUAGAGAGUCAAUGGGAGAGGAUUUGUUUUGGGCCAUUAGAGGUGGCGGCGGAGGGAGCUUUGGGAUUGUGGUGGCGUGGAAGAUCAAGCUGGUUCCGGUUCCGGCAACCGUGACAAUUUGCUCGACACAAAGAAAUUUGGAGGAAGAUGCAAUUAAACUGGUCCAUCGCUGGCAAUAUGUGGCUAACAAAUUAGAUGAAAAUCUAUACCUUGGCAUCAUUUUGACUGGUGGGAAAGCUUCAACUCAAGGAGGCAUUACUAACCCAACAGCUACAUUCUUCUCAUUAUUUCUUGGAAGGAUAGAUGAACUUUUGGCCACUUUGUCAACAACUUUUCCUGAGUUAGGUUUAAUAAAACAAGAUUGUGUCGAAGCGACUUGGGUUGAGUCAACCCUCAUUAUCGCCACAGGGGUUCAACCCAUUGAGUCCUUAGAACCUUUACUCAAUAGAACACCUCCCACAAUCGAAAACACAAAAAUAAAAUCCGACUACGUCAAGGAACCCCUUCCCGAGGCUGCAAUCGAGGGCAUAUGCCAAAGAUUAAAGGCUCAAGAUAUAGAAACAUCACAACUCAUAUUUGUUCCUUAUGGAGGGAAAAUGAGUCAAAUUUCUGAGUCAGAAACCCCAUUUUCACAUAGAGCUGGAAAUUUGUACAAGAUUGGGUACGUUGUAGGGUGGAAGGAACAAAGUUUAAAGGCAAAGAAAAGGCACAUACAUUGGAUACGAGAGGUUUACGAGUACAUGAUUCCUUUUGUUUCAAAAUCACCCAGGGCUGCAUAUGCAAAUUACAGAGAUCUUGACAUUGGAGCUAACAACAAAUAUGGACAGACAAGCGUCGAGCAAGCAAGCGUUUGGGGUUUGAAGUAUUUUGGGAACAAUUUUAAGAAGUUGGUGUAUGUUAAAACUAAGGUUGAUCCUUAUGAUUUCUUCAGGCAUGAACAAAGUAUACCUACCCUCUAA